Messenger RNA from Babesia ovata, 4884 nucleotides. RefSeq names its product ribosome binding protein. Lineage: Eukaryota; Apicomplexa; Aconoidasida; Piroplasmida; Babesiidae. The transcript has a single exon. The record is from RefSeq and is a predicted model, not a curated record. Bases 1 to 4884 code for a protein of 1627 amino acids.
AUGGCGAAGCAUGACAUUCCGCUUGGCACCCUCAAGGACUGCUUUGAGUUCCUAUUCUGGUUGAAUAGUAGGACAGAUGUGCAAACCCAGGUGGCCCGAAAUCUACAUGAUCGUAUCAGUAAAUAUUUUCAAGAGGGUGCUACACAUUUCAACCUAGACAACGUCAAAAUUGGCUUGUCGGAUUUCCUUGGCCACGUGUCAAAGUUUUAUGAGAGAUUAUGCUACUACCCAAGGCCGGGGAGUUAUGGCAGUAAACAACCGAAAGAGAUUGUGGACGCUAUACUUGAAUGCCUACCCAAGUUCCUCGCAGCAAUCUAUUUUUUGGAGUAUUGCGUAAAUAAUACAUUCUCAAGACUUGGCGGCGGGGGAUGGCAGUUGAAUUAUCCUGGGUAUGAUAACAGUUGGGGCGGCGAACUGCAGCCCUAUCUCAGAUCAACGGAUCAUGCUAAAUAUGGUGGCAUACUCCCCGGCGGUUUCGAUACCGGCGAGGUGAGAUAUAACCCAACAUUGUUUCACAGUGGCUACUACCAGGGUUCUUAUAUGGCAACUGAUCUUGGAAACAUCUUGAGCAAAAAAUAUUACAAUUUCUACCGGAGCGUGUUCGUCAUUUCCGUCAUUGGAGACGCAGCCCAUCGUAAAGAGAGCACCGCCAACGCCCUCUCACUGGUGAGAACCUUUUGCGACAUUGUGGCUGCGGCUGAAACAGAAGAUAAGGGUAAAACAUUAAAACCAAAAUUGGAAGCUGGCCAUGGGAUAAUAAAAACCCAAUAUUCCAUCUGUUGGCAAGACCUAAAAGAACAUUGCGCUCACCUUAGAAAUCAAUUUAAUAAGUUUUUCUAUGAUGAACGCUUUGACUUCACGGGCCAGUCGACGGAUACCAAAAACCUUAAGACAGAGCUUGCAACCAAAACUGCGGACUGGUUGAGAGGGAACCUAACCAAAGUGCGGGGCAAAUUGAAUGAUAUAGAUACAAAAGACCCUGCCAUCGACAAGCCUAGUAAGGGCAACCUUGGCAAAUAUUUUACCGAUAAUUUCUUCCCAUACGGAUUCACAUUAACUGUAAAGGAUCGCAGGCGAAUGACGAGCAGAGAUUUGCAGAGUGUGAUGAAGGAUUGGCGCGAUGGAAUCAAUGAGUUUUUUGCCGCUGGUAAAGGUUUGGAAAGGCUUAAGGAAAUUUUGGACGGAACGUAUCAAGGAAAAUGUAGAAAGCCUCUGCCACCAAAAGUUGAUGCAACUGCAAACCAAGGCAAGAAGGGUGAGGGAGCACAGAACCAGGGCAAGAAAAGUGAGGGAGCACAGAACCAGGGGAAGAAAGCGGAGGGGAAUCAAAAUCAAGAUAUUAGUCAAAGUGGAGAUACGUCUUCAGGUUCGGCAAGUGGAGACUCUGCUCAGACUCCUGGUACUCCAGGAGUUCCAGACCCGGUAGGGCCUACUGGUAGUCAAGGUCUACCAGGGUCUAAACGUACAGUGGAUCCGGCGUCUCCUCAGGUUCCAGGUCCGUCAGUCGCAGACUCUGCUGCUCCAACUCAGGCUUCCGGUAAGGAUGGAGCUACAGGCCCGCAAGGGUCUACUGGUGACGGAGGUAAGCAAGGGUCACCUGGCUCAGGUUCCACGGCGUCUUCUCAGGUUCCAACUCCAAACGUUGCCGACUCUUCCGUUCCAGUGUCCACGGUGUCUUCUUCGACGCCAGGUUCCCCAGUUAUACAAGCUGUUCAACCUCAACAACCACAGCCUCCACCGCCUGCCCCCCCUCUUCCUGGAGGCCCUGGUCAGCCAGGUGUCGGGGGUCCAUCUUCAACUGACAGUGUUACUCCAGGUGCAGAGCCUGGUAUCCCUAAAGGCACUGUGCUUACUCAUACUACAAGUGCUUCAGGUUCAGGCGCUGGGUCAACUGCUGAUCAGGGGACUGGUAUACAUGGUAGUGGAGGAGCCGGAAAAGGCGACGACCUAGGCGGUGGUCAAAAUGGUAAUCAAGCCUCCGAUCACAGUUCAAGUGACGGCCCUACUGUACCGGGUACCACGGCGCCUGGUGGAGGGGGUGGGAAGGGGCAGCAGGAUCCGCCGAAGCCGAUACCAUGCCGGAAUGUUACGCUGCAAAAUCUUUUGGCAGGUGGCAACAAUUGGUGUCCUUCAACAUAUAAGCCGCCUAAUCAAGUUCCCUACAAGUUUAGUGAUCCUGACGCUCUUAAUAAAAUCCACGAGAAAGUCAAAAAUGAGUCACACUCAGCAUCUCAGAAUCUCAAUACACCAGAUAUUCUGCAAAAUCAAAACAAUUCCGGGCAUCUUACGUUUGGCCAUUCCCUGAAACCUACUAGGCUUCGUCCUGGUGAUAGGCUUCCGACUCCUCCACCCCAAGAAAAGCCUUCCGUUCUUAGUGGAAGUGAAGUAGAAGAGAAUGAGGCUUAUCCAAUGAUUAUGAAUGACGAAUAUAGCGAUGCCAUCAGUCUCGAAGGUAAUGCAAAAUUCGACAAUUCUAGGGAUUAUCGUCAACUGGACGAGGAGCAACGAGGUCAAGAAUUAGACGAUCAAUGGAAAAAAUAUUAUGGUGACCAAGAACUGGUAAAUCGACUGGAUAGAAUGAAACAUGAUAUGGAACUAAGGCAGGCAAAAAUCAAAGAGUUACAACAUGCGAGAACGGUGCACGAUCAUAAGGAGCAGUUGAGGCUUGAAGCAGUCAAUUCAUUAGCAAAAUCUGGUACGAUUUCUGGAACUGCAAUUGAAAGAGAUCAUAUUGUGGUUCCGACCUCUAAAUCUACAAAACCUCAACCGACUUUUAUCAUAUCUAAAAAUCAUUCCCUUCCCACUGUAAAACUAGACGACUACUCCAUGGCGAAAUUUACGGAUGUCACUGGCACCGUUUUAACGCAGUCACCAAAGAUGAAAACGAAGGACACAGUUUCGCUCCCAGCGCCACCAACUCCAUAUGUCACCGGCAAGUCGAUUGACGAUAAUAACAUCGAUUCUCUCACUUCCUCGUAUCCUGUAGGUGAGUUGCACCCAGCGAGGCCGCCUCCCGUAGAUGUAGAAAUUGUCCGCCCUCCUGCUCCCCCAAAUAAAUCAAAAGCAUACCGUACAAUGGGCGUUCCUCCAGUGGAGCUCAUUGAUCAACCCCGACCGCCAAUGCCAUCGGCGCGGAAGACAUAUCGCAAUGACGCCGAAAACCUUCAAACCAUGGUGUACUUUGAUAAAUCAAAUCCAGAAAAGCAUUCGACAACGAUUACGUUGAACACAAUGGCCGACCUUAACGUCUGCCAAAACCCCUGGUACGCUCCCCCUUCCUCCUCCUCCACUACCGUCACUCCAGCUCCCUCCCCUCCCCCAGGCUCCGACCAUAUGCCCGUGCCCAACACAGUCAGGGAGAUGCUCUACUGGUUUGUCGGCUUGAAUGAAUUGGGGUAUGUUGAGAAGAUUAAGGAGCAUGUUGAAGGCAUUUUGAAAGACAUCAACAAAGAUGUCUCACAAUCUCCAGAUGCCCUCGAGGUCACCGGGGAUCCCACUCAGCUGACCGCUUCCCAUGUCGCCGCCAAACUGACAGAGGCGUGUCUCUACUCGGCCAGCGUUCUAUACAGGCUCAAGCACAAAGACAUAUCCGAUGACUUCAAAACCUUUUUCGAGGAUAAAGAAAAAUAUGCCCUUCAUUAUUCCCCCGACCCCGCUUGUCUCCUCUGCCAGCUGCGGGACUACGUCUACGCCUGCUACCACCAGUUGCGGUUCUUAAGGUCGCAGUGUUCUCGGGAUCAAUCACAUGGUGGUUGGCAGGAUUGUCAAUAUGGCAGUGACAUCAAAAUGCCAUCUCCUCUCCAGGCCUUCCUGACUGACGCCUCCACAUCCAAGUUCGAGACACAUCCCUUCGACCCGCGCAACAUCUGCCGCAAGAGCCGUGUCAACAUGGGAUUCAAGCAGGAGCAUCUGCCUGCAACUCACGAAACUGGCAAGCAUAUUUCCACCAUCCUCACUCCCACCUGCGGCGGCGAUGACCCCUUGCUGACAUUGGCCUCCUACCUCAACUGCCUCACCAGGCGGACGCCGCGCACCACGGGGGAGCUUGUCUCCUUCUUCCACAAUUUCGGGAAUUCACUCUACAAUCCCCCUUCACAGUUGUCCAAGCUGGGCUCCGCCCUCUCCGCUCGACAUGACGACUGCCCCGGCUGGGAUCGUCUUGGUGACGCCGACCUCCAAGCCGUCCAGGGCAUCAGGGGCUCCGGCUCUCCCAACUCCAACCACAACCACAACCACAACAAUGGCCAUCCCAACACCCUGUCCUCUCUACAUGGCUGCGACAUCACCAAUGCCCAGUGCCCACAACACUUCACGCCCAUCACCUACCGGGCCUACGCCCUGUGCUCUGCCAGCUUCGCCCACCACUACCUCAGCUGGACGGCCUACCUGACUGACAGACUGUGGGAGUCACUGCUCAAGCUGUACUGUGAUCUCGAGGACCUUCAAUGUCACGACUCCAAGUCCAAGUCUAUUCACCAGUGUGACAAGGCCCUGCCCCUCCUCUACUCUCACGGGUUCACGCCGCCGGAGGAUGUAUCGCAGCCGUCACUCACGUGUUCCAAGGUCAUCGACAAGCUGAAGGAAGUGGUAUCCGGACAGCCUAUCGCAAGCCUCAUGACCGCCAUGGACACAUUCCUCUACGGCAUCCGGGAGCCUUUCAUAUACAUUCUGUUCACACUGUGGCUCAUCGCCACGCUCUACAUCUCCCACACGGUGCUCUACCGCAUGGACGUGCUACGCAUCCGCUCCCACCUCAUGCGCUCCAAGGCGUCCCACCUCAUCUACGUCAAGGCACUACUCACUCACUGGAGGAAGCUUCUGUCACUGUACCGCGACAUCGACUACUUCGACGACGAACCUAUGGGGCAACUUGGUGUCACGUAA